Messenger RNA from Didymodactylos carnosus, 1722 nucleotides. The record is from the annotation of a GenBank genome assembly. NCBI's taxonomy places the organism in Eukaryota, Metazoa, Rotifera, Eurotatoria, Philodinida, Philodinidae.
AUGGUACCCCUAAUUACGGACCCUGAUGGUAAUUGUCUUUACAAUGCUGUUAAAGUACUAAUGCCAAAGUUUGAGGCAAGUCCUGUUGAACUUCGAGUUCGAGCAAAUGUUGAAUUAGCAGUAAAACUGAAAGAUUACCAGCAAACAUACCCCCAUUGUACAGAUUUUAUUGAUCCGUUUCGUCAAUAUCAAAGAACAGAAGUGAUCUACGAUAAGAAGGAUUCUACAUUAUGGGAGAUUUUAGCACUAUGCAAUAUUCUUCAAUGUUCAAUCCGAUCUGUUUAUCCAAAGAUUAAUGAAGAUACUGAUGAAGCUGGAAUGUCAUAUCUUCUUAAUAAAACAUUUCAUCCAUUUUCAACAACUAAUUCAACAAAGUCAACAUCAACAAUUACACUAAUGUGGACACAUACAGCUGAAGAGGGUACUGUACGUACAGUUAAUUAUGGUAUGUGGAUACCAAAUCAUUUUGUUCCACUAGUUUAUUAUUAUGAUACAAAACCAUCGUUUACAAGUGAACGGCAUCCAACACUGAGCAAAACAAAUAAGCUAUCAUCACACAUACAAGCAAGAGAAUCAAAAGUAAAAGUGUGUGAAACAGAAGAUCAUACCCAAAACGAAAAAAGUACAAAGUCUUCCAAUCCUCUUCAGUCAGAUGACAUACGGACUGAUAUUUUUUCUGAUGCUAUAAAAGAGGAUACAGGUGAACGAACAUUAAGAAUUAACAUUGAAAAUUUUAUUAAGAAAGAUAAUACUUUAAAAGAUAACACAGUGAUUGAAGAAAUUGUCCGAAAAUCAUUAGAUCGUUUGAAAAAAAGCUCCCAAGUACGUGACAAAGAAAUUUUGAAGAAAGAAGUUAGAAAAAAACUUAAUAAUUUAAUAUCACAUAAAAACGCUUAUGCCAGAAAACAUCAUCAAAAACAAUCUGCCAGUUGGCCACAAUAUUACAUUGAAGUGAAGGUUCUAGUAGAACCAUUUGGCCACUCUGUUGUGGUAAAUGAGGACGAAGCUGACGAAGCACUCAAGUUUUCUCCACACGCUACAUCAUCUUCAACAACAACAACAGCAACAAAAAAAGCAUCACCUCCAAUCCAAUUUUCGGGAAUACAGUUUCGUGGAAGACAUGAUCAAAAAUAUAUAGCAAAUACAGAUCUACGACCUCGUAUUCCUGCCGUUCAUUUCAAUGUUGCAUCUUCUCCCUCUCCUUUGUCUUUAUCCCCACGUGUUUCAUCCGUUGAUGAAAAUUUAAAAAUAAUUUUCAAUCAAGCUACUAAGCUUGUUGCAUAUCAAAGUAACUUUAAUCCACAUGAUGAUGACGAUGACGAUGACGAUAUACAACAAAAAAGCACUGGAAAUGUAAAUGUCAGCAACAAACAGAAAAUAGCUUCAACAUCAACGUUGAGAAAAGAUGUUAGUGGUUCCAUCGAUUUUUCAGACUCGGACGGUGAAAGUGAAUAUGAUGAAGAUUAUUUAAGUAAUAGGGAAAUUUUGGUAAAACGGCUAUCAAAUACAUUUGCAAAAAUGGCAUUAAGUUGGAAAAUGCAAUUUUCGAUUACUAACAGGGCUUAUGUUUCAUUAAUUGAACUUAUACAGAAGCUGGGCCGAAGUUUGCCACAAUUUAAAGUUGUCAACAAGUUAAAACAAACAAUUAAAGGACAAAUUCCAUUACAAGAAUGCAAAUAUGGGUGGUAUUUACAUGUGUUUCAUGCUGCAUUAGCCGGUUGA